Messenger RNA from Melanotaenia boesemani (Boeseman's rainbowfish), 1992 nucleotides. RefSeq names its product E3 ubiquitin/ISG15 ligase TRIM25-like. The transcript has a single exon. Lineage: Eukaryota; Metazoa; Chordata; Actinopteri; Atheriniformes; Melanotaeniidae. Bases 47 to 1711 code for a protein of 554 amino acids. Gene Ontology annotation, molecular function: protein binding; zinc ion binding. The record is from RefSeq and is a predicted model, not a curated record.
CUGGCAAUAGAAAGUGAAACUUAACAUUCACACAUCAAGGGGAGAAAUGGCGCAGCAAAUUAUUCAGCUGGAUCGAGAAAAACUGAGCUGUUCAAUCUGUUUGGACCUGCUGAAGGAUCCAGUCACUAUUCCCUGUGGACACAGCUAUUGCUUGGGCUGCAUUAAAAACUACUGGGAUGAGGAGAAGAAAGCACACAGCUGCCCUCAGUGCAGGCAAAGCUUCACACCAAGGCCUGUUCUGGUAAAAAGUACCAUCUUAGUGGAGCUGGUGGAUGAACUAAAGAAAGCAGAGCUUCAAGAUCCUUCACCUGGUCAUUCGUAUGAUGGACCUGGAGAUGUGGCCUGUGAUUUCUGUACCGGGGGGAAUCUGAAAGCCAUCAUGUCCUGUCUGAUUUGUAUGGCUUCGUACUGUGAGCUGCACCUCCAGCCUCACUACAACAUAGCUCCAUUAAAGAAGCACAAGCUGAUCAAAGCCACUUCAAAGCUUCAGGACAACAUCUGCAGUCGCCAUGACGAGGUGAUGAAGAUUUUCUGCCGCACUGAUCAGAAAUGCAUCUGUUAUCUCUGCUCUUUGGACGAGCAUAAAGGCCAUGAUACAGUCUCAGCUGCAACAGAAAGAGCUGAAAGGCAGACGGAGCUCGAGGUGAGUCGGCAAAAAAUCCAACAGAGGUUUCACGACAGAGAGAAAGAUGUGAAAGUACUUCAGCAAGAGGUGGAGGCCAUCAAUCUGUCUGCUGAUAAAGUUGUAAAAGAGAGUCAGAAGUUCUUCAAAGACUUGAUCAGUCUCAUUGAGAUACAAAGCUCAGAGGUGAAGCAGAAAAUCAGAUCCCAGCAGGAAGCUGAAGUUAGUCGAGCUGAAGAACUUCAGAAGAAGAUGCAGCAGGAGAUCACUGAGUUAAAAAGGAAAGAUGCUGAACUAGAGCAGCUCUCAUCAACAGAAGACCAUCUCCAUUUUCUAAACAGCUACCCAUCACUGUCACAUCUAAGUGACAGUACAGACUUACCCAGGACUCACCACACUCUCCGAUACUUUGAGGAAGUAGCUGCAGCUGUGUCAGAGGCCAGAGAUACGCUGCAGAAGGCUCUGAGUGAAGAAUGCUGGAAAAUCUCAGGUGCAGUAAAACAUGUAGAAGUUUUGUUGAGUCAAGGAGAGCCCGAUACCAGAGAGGAAUUUCAGAAAUAUUACUCUGAAAUCACACUGGAUCCAAAUACUGUGAAUACACGUUUAUUGUUGAACGAUACAAACAGAAAAGCAACAUUAGGAUUAAAGGAACAGUUUUAUCCAAGUCACUCGGACAGAUUUGUUGAACGGUGGCAGGUCCUGAGUGUGACGGGUCUGAGUGGACGUUGCUAUUGGGAGAUGAAGUGGAGUGGGAAAGUUAUAGUGGCAGUUGCAUACAAGGAUAUCAGCCGUGCUGGGACCAGGGAUGAAUGUGGACUAGGACUAAAUGAUAAGUCUUGGGCAUUGACGUGUUCAACCACUGGUUAUGAAUUCAGACAUAACAACAUUUCCACUUCCAUCUCAGGUCCCAAGUCCUGCAGAAUAGGGGUGUAUUUGGAUCACAGAGCAGGUAUUCUGUCUUUCUACAGCAUCUCUGACACAAUGACUCUCCUCCACAAAGUUCAGACCAGGUUCACUCAGCCUCUCUAUCCUGGAUUCUGGAUUCCAUACAAUCCUGGAGACACUGUUGAGUUGUGUGAUUUAAAAUAAACAAGAGUGAUUAAUCUACGUUGUUGUUGUUGUUAUGAGCAAAAGGCAGUUGGUUCUAAUAAUCAGAUAGUUAUUUAUAGCUGUAUACAGAUGUGGAUUUAAGUUUGUUACUUUGGACACUGUAAUAUGGCCAAAUGAACACAAUUCAAAAAUGUGAUUUUAGUUUAAUCACAUAUUCAUUUACUUAAAUUAACCUUUUAGUACCUGGAUACACUGGAUACUUUUAUCUCGUGAGGAUAAAGAGAAUUUACUGUAAAGCUGCUGUUAGUUAAACAAUUUUU